This is a messenger RNA of Ustilaginoidea virens, 1374 nucleotides long. RefSeq lists its product as uncharacterized. The record is from RefSeq and is a predicted model, not a curated record. Bases 1 to 1374 code for a protein of 457 amino acids. NCBI's taxonomy places the organism in Eukaryota, Fungi, Ascomycota, Sordariomycetes, Hypocreales, Clavicipitaceae. Gene Ontology annotation, molecular function: acetylglucosaminyltransferase activity. The transcript has a single exon. Gene Ontology annotation, cellular component: membrane.
AUGCCACGCAUGCACGCAAUCAAGGAAAAGUACAGCUUGGAUGACAGUUUUCAGUACCUGAAGCGAUACGUUCGUUUCACCAGAACCGAAGGCUUGGAGCGCAAGCGCAUGACCAAGCUUUCUCAGAAUCUUCUCAACGGGGCCUUCAAGACGGUCGACAUCAACAAACGGCAUGCCGAAAUCUCGUGUGAUGCACCCUUGGAGAUCCAAGUAACCGCUUCUGGACUGCCGUCUACUGCCAAUGCGAGCGACUUCAUGUUUGGCGUGUCAACGACAUUCAAGCGAUUCAUGGACCCGGAAACGACCCCCAUCAACGAAUGGAUCUUUUGGCUCACCGACAGCCGCGGCCAUUCCAACGGCGGCAAACUGCUGCUCAUGCUCCUUGACGCAAGCGAUGACGAACUCCAGCAAGUCGCCAACAUGCUGGGCGAUGUGGGCAUCGACGUUGAUGUUUAUCAUUCCGACUCUUCCUUGGAAAUGGCCGUCCGCUAUCUCAGCCUCGUGCCUACGCUGUACACACACCCAGAUGUCUCCAGCAAGAAGUGGCUUGUGACGUGCGAUGAUGAUACCUUCUUCCCGAGCAUGCACGGGCUGGUCAGUAAGAUGAAGACCUUUGACCAUAGCCGCGAGAUGUAUAUCGGCACCUUGUCGGAGGAUACCGGAGCUCUGGAGCGCCAUGGUUCUCAAGCUUUUGGUGGCGGUGGCGUCUUCUUGUCCGUGCCCAUGGCGGAGAAGAUUACGAAGCUUUACAGCAGCUGCAUAACGGAGCAGAAGAUUCUCGAGUCGAAUUCUGGCUGGGGUCCUCAAGGCGACAUAAUCUUGCGCAAAUGCAUCUACGAAAAUACCGACACCAGAUUGACCACAGUUUGGGAUCUAUGGCAGGAGGAUUUCUUUGGCCACCCGGCCGGAUUUUACGAAUGGGGCAUCAAGCCUCUCUCGCUCCACCACUACCGCGGCGGCGGUUGGCACAUAGCCAAGCCCGGUCAAUACGCCAAGAUUGCGCAUUCUUGUGGUGAAGAUUGCACCCUGCAACGGUUUCAAACCAAGGACAACUUUAUCAUUUCGGGAUAUUCAAUCGCACAGUAUCCCGAGGGAGUUGGCUUUGAUACCAACCAGGUCGAGGCGACACUUCACGCCGCACCCGAGGACAGGGGCUGGAACCUUGAUUUCAUGAUGGGACCGCAGCGACCAAAUCUGGAGAGGACCGGCAAAAAGAUUGCGUGGGAGCUGGAGGAGUCGGACGUGCAGGCAGACGGUUCAGUCUCGCAAACGUAUAUCCGAAAGAAGAACGACGAGCGAUGGGUCCAUGCUGACAAGCAACCGAUGAGCAAUAUCGACGGCGUCAUUGAACUUGUUUGGAUUCCCGCAUCAUAG